AUGGCUACGCCUUCCAACCCACAAGGCGUGAUCCAUUUAAAAGAUGAUGCAACGUACGACAAGUCGCAGUUCCUCGUACCUCAGCACUAUUUGGACAGUGUCGAGUCGGUGCUGAUACCCAGAGGCCUCAUCGAAGACCGCGUCGAGAAGCUCGCGCAAGAUAUUCGCUACACUUACAAGGGUGAGACCGUGCACCUGCUGUGUGUCCUCAAGGGCGGCAGCGCCUUCUUCCAUGCGCUCGUGGAGAAACUGCGAUUGUUCCACAAGUAUAACCAGUGCGACUACGUGCCCUUCACCUUUGACUUUAUCAAGGUGAAGAGUUACGAAGGGCUAAAGAGCUCUGGAGACGUCCAAGUGUCCGGUGCCGACUUGGCCAAGUUCAAGGGCAAGCACCUCUUACUAGUGGAAGACAUUAUCGACACGGGCAAGACAAUGACGAAACUCGUGCCGCUGCUUAGUGGAUACGAGCCGACGUCGGUGCGUGUAGCCAGUUUGCUGGAAAAACGUAACCCCGAGAGUUGCGGCUUCAAGGCUGACUUUGUGGGGUUCAGUAUCCCGGACAAGUUUGUGAUCGGCUACUGUCUCGACUACAACGAGACGUUCCGCGAUCUCGACCACAUUUGCGUCAUCAGCGAAGCCGGUAUCGCCAAGUACGCUCAAAAGCAAUAG
Messenger RNA from Peronospora matthiolae, 669 nucleotides. The record is from the annotation of a GenBank genome assembly. NCBI's taxonomy places the organism in Eukaryota, Oomycota, Peronosporomycetes, Peronosporales, Peronosporaceae.